Molecule: messenger RNA, 4151 nt
Organism: Oncorhynchus keta (chum salmon)
Lineage: Eukaryota; Metazoa; Chordata; Actinopteri; Salmoniformes; Salmonidae
Product: myoneurin
Exons: 14
Coding region: 296-1648 (450 amino acids)
Biological process (GO): regulation of transcription by RNA polymerase II; spindle localization; chromosome localization to nuclear envelope involved in homologous chromosome segregation
Cellular component (GO): meiotic spindle pole; nuclear outer membrane; chromosome, telomeric region
Molecular function (GO): DNA-binding transcription factor activity; RNA polymerase II cis-regulatory region sequence-specific DNA binding; dynein complex binding
Source: RefSeq, a predicted model, not a curated record
UACACAGGAAGCCUAUGCGUUUUUAAUAUGUUAACACAACAACAAUCAGACAUGGGUUACACCACAUCAUGAAACUAUUGGCAGUGUUGAGAACAGUUCUGCAAGCUGUCCAACUCAGGCAGUCCAUUCAAUUGUGGUCGACCGAGCGUAGAAGCUAGUCUGAAAACUUUAGACAUAUUUAAUCACUUCUAAGUCGUAAAAGAGUGUAAAGUACUUGGCCAAAUUGUAUUACUACUGGACUGGUGACUGUUGAGGGGGACAAAGAUUUCCAUUGGCAUUGAGGCUUGGAAGGAGAAUGCUGCGCAGGACCGUCUCCUUCCCCAUUGAGGCGGGACAGCUGCAGCAGCUGGGUCUACAGGGCUGUGGCUCCCACGGUGUGACAUCAUGCUCGGUGCUCGACCUCCCGGCUCUCCUCAACGCUCACCAUGGGCAACGGCAAUGGGAGGAUGAACGGUGGGGCUGGUACCAGGGGCAUGCCGAGGAAGGCCAAUGGGAGGAUGAGGGAGGGCUAGUGGUCACGCCAUCUUCUACUGGUAUGCAAAAUGAUGAGUUUGUCAGGCUGUUCGUGUCAGAGGAGGAGAGAAUCCUCAACUCUGCAGACCUGAGUGCAGAGGAGAGGAGUGACGUUCUAGCAGAGUUGGUGUAUUCCCGAAGCAGACUAAAGCAAUUGAACUCAGAGCUGCAGAGAACAGUGGAGUUAGCCGAUGACAACAACACACUGCUACGCACUGAGAACGCUGCACUGCGCAACCAAGUCAAAGGGAUGAAGCAGUCGAUCCAUGAUGCAGAGCAGCUGAUGGAUGAGCUGGAGGAGAUCCGGAGCUUAUCAGCUGAGAAGGACGGCGCUACGGGCAACCUGGAGUCCUACAUCAAACAACUGGAGAAAGAGAAGGAGAUUUUGGAAGACCAGAUCGAGACCAUUGGCAGUGAGAUGUCCCGUAUUAUACCAGAUAGAGCCACUGACAAGAAGAAGAUCGCUGACCUCAGCAAUGCUCUACAGGCCUUACAGCUACGGCUAGAGGAGAGCAGACUCGCCCUGGAUCAGAGGUAUGAGGUCAUACAUAAGAAGGACUUUGUUAUUGAGCAGCUGGAGCAGUCCCUCACAGAGUACUCCUCCAUCGCACAGGAUCUGAAGGAGAAGAUGAAGGAUCUGGAGAGCCAACUGGCAGAGGCCCUAGUAAAUGGAGGAGAGGGGCGUUACAUGGCGUUAGAUGGGACUCUGUCUGCAGCCACUCAGCGCUCCAUCUCUCUAGCGGAGGAAAUGGGUCUACUGCCACGUAGGAUGGAUGAGUCCUCUGAUGAGGAGGUGCAGGAGCAAAGAGAUGAGAGGGUAGAGAAAGAGGAGAAGCAGAGAGUGGAGGAGAGGAUAGAAAGAGAGGAGAAUGAGAAGAAAGAUGAGGAUGUCAAGGAGGAGAAACAGCUGUUACAGGAGAAGAGAGGUGUGUGGUCAGAUCUGGUGGGAGGUGUCCAGGCAGCAGGAGGUUUCACCCUGGGUUUCCUGGCUCCUCUGGGUGUGCUGGUCUCCAUGGUCCCUGGCUGCUACGACCACUGUACUGGACUCAGCUGCACCGAUAUCCUCUGGUCUACUGCCAGAUACCUCAUACAGCCAUACUGCAACGUGCACCACAUAGGCCUUCCUCCUCUGUAACACAUACAUACAUAUAUACAGUGCCUUGCGAAAGUAUUCAGCCCCCUUGAACUUUGCGACCUUUUGCCACAUUUCAGGCUUCAAACAUAAAGAUAUAAAACUGUAUUUUUUUGUGAAGAAUCAACAACAAGUGGGACACGAUCAUGAAGUGGAACGACAUUUAUUGGAUAUUUCAAACUUUUUUAACAAAUCAAAAACUGAAAUUGGGCGUGCAAAAUUAUUCAGCCCCCUUAAGUUAAUACUUUGUAGCGCCACCUUUUGCUGCGAUUACAGCUGUAAGUCGCUUGGGGUAUUUCUCUAUCAGUUUUGCACAUCAAGAGACUGAAAUCUUUUCCCAUUCCUCCUUGCAAAACAGCUCGAGCUCAGUGAGGUUGGAUGGAGAGCAUUUGUGAACAGCAGUUUUCAGUUCUUUCCACAGAUUCUCAAUUGGAUUCAGGUCUGGACUUUGACUUGGCCAUUCUAACACCUGGAUAUGUUUAUUUUUGAACCAUUCCAUUGUAGAUUUUGCUUUAUGUUUUGGAUCAUUGUCUUGUUGGAAGACAAAUCUCCUUCCCAAUCUCAGGUCUUUUGCAGACUCCAUCAGGUUUUAUUCCAGAAUGGUCCUGUAUUUGGCUCCAUCCAUCUUCCCAUCAAUUUUAACCAUCUUACCUGUCCCUGCUGAAGAAAAGCAGGCCCAAACCAUGAUGCUGCCACCACCAUGUUUGACAGUGGGGAUGGUGUGUUCAGGGUGAUGAGCUGUGUUGCUUUUACGCCAAACGUAACGUUUUGCAUUGUUGCCAAAAAGUUCAAUUUUGGUUUCAUCUGACCAGAGCACCUUCUUCCACAUGUUUGGUGUGUCUCCCAGGUGGCUUGUGGCAAACUUUAAACGACACUUUUUAUGGAUAUCUUUAAGAAAUGGCUUUCUUCUUGCCACUCUUCCAUAAAGGCCAGAUUUGUGCAAUAUACGACUGAUUGUUGUCCUAUGGACAGAGUCUCCCACCUCAGCUGUAGAUCUCUGCAGUUCAUCCAGAGUGAUCAUGGGCCUCUUGGCUCCAUCUCUGAUCAGUCUUCUCCUUGUAUGAGCUGAAAGUUUAGAGGGACGGCCAGGUCUUGGUAGAUUUGCAGUGGUCUGAUACUCCUUCCAUUUCAAUAUUAUCACUUGCACAGUGCUCCUUGGGAUGUUUAAAGCUUGGGAAAUCUUUUUGUAUCCAAAUCCGGCUUUAAACUUCUUCACAACAGUAUCUCGGACCUGCCUGGUGUGUUCCUUGUUCUUCAUGAUGCUCUUUGCGCUUUUAACGGACCUCUGAGACUAUCACAGUGCAGGUGCAUUUAUACGGAGACUUGAUUACACACAGGUGGAUUGUAUUUAUCAUCAUUAGUCAUUUAGGUCAACGUUGACAGAGAUCCUCACGGAACUUCUGGAGAGAGUUUGCUGCACUGAAAGUAAAGGGGCUGAAUAAUUUUGCACGCCCAAUUUUUCCGUUUUUGAUUUGUUAAAAAAGUUUGGAAUAUCCAAUAAAUGUCGUUCCACUUCAUGAUUGUGUCCCACUUGUUGUUGAUUCUUCACAAAAAAAUACAGUUUUAUAUCUUUAUGUCUGAAGCCUGAAAUGUGGCAAAAGGUCGCAAAGUUCAAGGGGGCCGAAUACUUUCGCACGGCACUGUAUACGCAUGCAUACCUACCUACAUACUACCUACACGCACACAUUCAGAAAAACACACACACUAAUCAAACCUCAAUCGACCAACCCUGAUCUUCAACCCUCCCAGGCUGCAAUGUUGCUGUUAACUAAAUAAAACUGAAUACUGCAUCAUACAUGGACAACUGGUUGUAUUUUAAUAAAGGGAAACAGUAGAGUUGAUUUUACAAUGUUUAUUUUUUAGCUUUAUGAAGAUUAGCUCAAUUACAUUUAAAAGAUUGGACUCAAUGUUGUUCAUGUUUUAGUUAUUUCUCGACACUGUUUUAUUUCAUCUUUAUUUAACUAGGCAAGUCAGUUGAGAACAAAUUCUUAUUUACAAUGACGGCCUACCAAAAGGCCUCUGCGUGGAUGGGGGCUGGGAUUAAAAAUAUAGGACAAAACACACAUCACGACAAGAGAGACAUAAAACAAGAGAGACAUACAUGGCAAAAUGGUAUAUAUUAUUAUAUAUUAUAUUAUUAUAUUAUUACAUAAGACGCCAACAGCAUGGCAGCGACACAACAUGGUAGCAGCACAAAACGGUACAAACAUUGUUGGGCACAAACAGCAAGAAAGUAGGGAUUGUUCUAUACAGUACUAAAUAAAUGCACUGUCACGUUCCUGUUUGGAUUGUAAAUAUGAUUUCUAUUCAAUACAGAGACAUGAACCAGUUUGUCUUUCCACUUCAUAUAAACGUUUUAAUGUAUAUUUUCAAACAACGCGAGACCUGAGCAGUGGACUGGAGUCGUGGUCUGACGUCAUCCGAAAAUGGCUACUUCGUAAAAGGAUUUAUAAAAUACGAACACCCGAUACACACUUUCAACCAAACAUUAACAUUAUUAUAAAGG